Molecule: messenger RNA, 910 nt
Organism: Doryrhamphus excisus (bluestripe pipefish)
Lineage: Eukaryota; Metazoa; Chordata; Actinopteri; Syngnathiformes; Syngnathidae
Source: RefSeq, a predicted model, not a curated record
CAAAUGCAAGUAGUGACGUCAUGAAUCGGCGACAACAGAUUUGAACCGCAACGUCGAUGCCUUGAGCUCAAACACGUCGCUGUCAUGCUGUUACCCAGGUGUAUCGCUCGUUUACUUUCAGCGCAAAUAUCAAGACCCAAGAUGGUUUCCUGUCGGGUUUUAAGGUGGAGUUCAUCUGAAAGGUGUGGACUUUACUACGGUCGUCGUCCUCUUGUACCAACAUAUUCCUACCUGGAAUGGUGUCAUCUACACCCCGAAGCAAAAACUUACACUUGUAAAGGCUUCUGCACCACUCAGAGUAAAAUAAGUGAAGCUGUUGGUCAGAUCCAGUCGACACAGUACCACCUGGUGUACACAUGCAAGGUUUGCAGCACUAGAUCCAUGCAGAAGAUCUCCAAGCAGGCCUAUCAUGAGGGUGUUGUGAUCGUGACAUGUCCGGGAUGCAAGAACCACCACAUCAUCGCUGACAACCUUGGUUGGUUCUCUGAUUUAGAAGGGAAGAGGAACAUUGAGGAAAUCCUUGCUUCCAAAGGAGAAGCAGUGAAGAGGCUGGAAGGAGGAGAUGCUCUGGAAGUUGUUCUACAGAGUGGAACUACAGAACUACAGAGUGGUCGUGAUGGGGAACUAGCACACAAAGAUGCAGAAUGUAAAGAUACAUAAUGUAACUGUAUGAAAGAUGGUCAUGUUUUGUGGUCCAUUAACUGCUAAGAUUUUGCUAUCGGCCUCACAAUUUUGUCUAAUCCACGCAACUUCCCCACACAUUUUGUAAAUAAUUUUUAGUUGGGUGAUAAAUGACAAGCUGAUGCAAUGUAGUAAAAAAUCCUGCAACUUUGUGUAAAAAGGUGACAUGAAAUCAGGCAUUUGAAGCAGCAACAAUCCAAAAACAGCUUGCAAAAUCCUGGAGGGACAG